Molecule: messenger RNA, 1142 nt
Organism: Myxocyprinus asiaticus (Chinese sucker)
Lineage: Eukaryota; Metazoa; Chordata; Actinopteri; Cypriniformes; Catostomidae
Gene: cdkn1cb
Product: cyclin-dependent kinase inhibitor 1Cb
Exons: 2
Coding region: 135-719 (194 amino acids)
Biological process (GO): regulation of cell cycle
Cellular component (GO): nucleus
Molecular function (GO): cyclin-dependent protein serine/threonine kinase inhibitor activity
Source: RefSeq, a predicted model, not a curated record
UAAGCUUUUACACGCUGAGGCGCAGGACUUUAAAUUCGACUCGAUUAAAUCACGGAGCUUUACGAUUUUUAACGACGUGUGUUGUAGACCACACUGAUUUAUUUGGUCUUUCGGGACUUUGGGCACUAUCAGCGAUGUCUACCGUCCUAUUCCCCACCAACGCCGGGGACAGACUGACCCCGAGAAAAAACGUCCCUCUACAGAAGAAAACGGACAUUUUUCAUUUGCAGAAGCGGAGAAAGAGCUCCGAAACUCGGCCGGAGCCUACAGAUAUCCUCCCUCUACUGAAGCGCACCAGCACUUGUCGAAAUCUCUUCGGACCGGUUGACCAUGACGAGCUGAAACGAGAAUUGACGUCCAAACUUCGGGAAAUGUCUGAACGCGAUCAGCUGAGAUGGAACUUCAAUUUCAGUGAUGGACAACCGCUGGAUGGAGAUUUCAAAUGGGAGGAAAGUCCAUCUGAAGACUGUCCGGCGUUUUACCGGGAAACUGCCGUGUCAAAGGGGCCAUUAAUGGACUUGCCCACAACAGAAACAUUCGCGCAAUUUGCCCCAAACUGUGGGGGUCGUUCUGCUUCUGAGAACCAAGCAGACAAAUGCAACCCACGAAAAACAGUCGUCCGGACGAAAAGACUCACAAAUCUGCGCAUUACAGAUUUCUAUGGAAAGCGAAGAAAAAACGGCAGCGUUAGACUGAAGGGAAGCAGAAGUAUGGAGUGAAAUUAACAUCCGAUGAAGGAAAAAAAAAAAGACCACUCCGCGUCACGGGCUAAUGGCGGGAAAAGGCCGGAAGAACCGAUGACGACUCAUGCUGACUCAUGUUAUGCGUUAUAAAAUCUUGUGAUUCUGGAAUCGCGUUUUUACUGAUAUUUAGUACUUUUUGUUAAUAUCAGAGCGGCACUGGUUGCUCUCUACAGUGAAAAAAACGAUUAAGUAACUUUAAAUUAAAUUCAAGAUGUGUAUUUAUUACUGUUGAACAUAUCUCAGUGUGUAUAUAUAUUUGUAAUGGUUUAAGUUAUAUAUUUAUUUUUCACUUGUCGCGUGUUGUAGUCAAAAAUGUAGCUUUUCAUUAUUGUCACUUGAAAACGAACAAAAUCACAAUCCAGAGCCGUAUUGUUACUGUUGUAAUGUUGCUGUAAUAAA